CCUCAAUAACUGACUACAAACUCUUUUUUCAAAGAAAAACAAGCAUUAAAAAAACCAAAAAAAGCAUUAAAAAAUAGCAGGUUUUUGACGACGAUGCCAAUUUUAAGAGAAAGAAGUCGGAGAAUGAGGCCCACCGGCCAUUAACGAAAUCCCUUCUCCUCCUUCUCGUCGUCGCCAACAGCUUAUAGUGUUGCUUCUCCUCCUCCUUGUCAUCCUAAUUCAAUGCAAAUUGUUAGACUGUAAAUAAUUGGCCCGCAAGAGACCCCAACACGGUGAGCGUUUAAGAAACACGCUCCUUAACAGAGCGUGGACUAGUUUCCAAAGUCAGGCACACCUUGGGUAACUAUAACAUAGAAAACACAAACUCAAGAACAUUAUGGUCGCUCUAAACUUUCGAGUCUCUUGUAUGAAAACUCAAGCGAAAAAGACGAUAAACCCUACACCAACCUCAAGCCUGCCUUGCAUGACACGUGUCACCACACACACCCUCGCCAUGGAUUAUUUUUUUAGUUUUUUUUUUCCUUUAUAAGCUGAAACUCCGUCUGCAAGCGACUCAAUCUUUGCAUCUCUCUCUGUUUCAAUUCUUCAACUCCUUUUCUUCAAUGGAGGAAAUUUAGAGAUUUGAAUAAUAGAGCUUUCUUUUUUUUUUUAUUUCUUCUUUCUUCUUUAAUUAUCAGAGAAAGAGAGAUUCUGGGUAACAAUGGAACAGAGCUGUGACAGCCGUGUCACUGGCGAUGAGAUUGAGGUUGCCAAUAUCUUGUUGGAGCUGCCCCAUCUAAUCUUCGAAUCUGAGUCACACCCUCGAUUUUCUUUCACUUGGGGCGCCAAGAGGAAGAGAUCUACUGCCACAUCUUCGCCUGCUCUGAAAUUAUCACCAUCACCAGCGCCGUCACUUCCCUCUAACAUCAUUGGCUCUAGCAGUGAGACCGAGGCACCCAUGGAGAAGGUCCUGACUUCAAGUCCCGCUUCCCCUCUUUCCUUUGCUCCAAGUGAAUCUGAUGAGAAGCCUCUGCCUUCCAAGAAAAAAGCCUCUGUUAAUAGUCUAAAAAAUAAGAAAGAACAAUUGUUAGAGAUGAUGAAGGACUUUACUCGGCACAAUGAAUUAAUGAAAAAGGAUAUAGAGAACAAGAAGCGGUUUCUUGAUCAGCAGAAAGCUGAGAACAUGGAGUUGAAAGCAAAGAAACAAAAGUUAACCAAGAGUCUUCGCAUAGCAGAGGAGCCACGUUUGGAAACAAGUAAAAGCUUGAAUGUUGAGAUACCAUUAACCCACAUUUCCGUGGAGACCGAAAAUAGUGCUGUUCAAGAUUAUCAUCAUCAACAGAGAAUUUCUACUAGGGUGUAUCAACAACCCUUCAUCAUGGAUCAGACGGUUUACAAAUCAGAAAUGAACAAGGAUUCUCAAUACCCAUUUGGUCGAACGAUUUCCUGGUUACCAUCAAACAAUGGAGGAUUAAGCAAGCUGCAUGAUAAUGUAUGCCCACUUGAUCUCAACGUUUCUGCAGAGGAAGCUCUCUGCUUUAGCUCUGUAAAAUCCAUUGAUCUGGAUACAGCAACCAAGGCUAGAGCUGCACAAGGAAGGUUAAAAAGGAUGCAGAUUUGCCGGUCCAAGAAUGACAAUGCUGCGUGUAAAGCUCGUUACCUUUUUAGAUGAUUUUGGCUUUUCUCUUUUCUUUCAUUUUUUUUCCUUUUUACCGUGGAAUUAACGUAGGCAAUUGACUUUGUGGUAUCAAAAUUGUAAAUUAGAAUAGUUUUACCAUAGGUUUUGUCGGAUUAUAGUAUAAUAUCAAUGGAAGAAUUUUUA
Messenger RNA from Durio zibethinus, 1801 nucleotides. RefSeq lists its product as uncharacterized. The record is from RefSeq and is a predicted model, not a curated record. NCBI's taxonomy places the organism in Eukaryota, Viridiplantae, Streptophyta, Magnoliopsida, Malvales, Malvaceae.